Molecule: messenger RNA, 1500 nt
Organism: Anisakis simplex (herring worm)
Lineage: Eukaryota; Metazoa; Nematoda; Chromadorea; Rhabditida; Anisakidae
Source: the annotation of a GenBank genome assembly
AUGAUUGGCUAUAUUCUGACAUUUAAUCUAAUUGUUGGCACAGGGGCUUUAGCCCUACCAAAAGCGUUCGAAUCAGCUGGUUACGUUCUUGGUAUACUAUUGCUCAUAAUAUCAUCAUUCAUGAGUUAUGUAUGUGCAACGUUUGUGGUAGAAGGGAUGGCGAUUGCAAAUGCAGCAAGCCGACGUUUCAAGUGGAAACCAGGUGUAGAAGCGAGUGAUAACGACUUGCGUUCCAUGUACAAAAUACAAGAACGUGUUGAAAUGAGUACUAUGGCGAGACUGUUCAUCGGUAAAUAUGGUUUGUUAUUCUUCAACACAAUCAUGACGGUUUAUUUAUUCGGUGAUCUCGUCGUUUAUACGGCUGCUGUUCCGAAGUCAAUCAUGAAUGUCAUAUGUGAUGCGGAAAUCAUGAACGAUGCGGCAUUUCAUGCUCUGAAGUUCCAUUGUUUAAGUCAGUCUGUCAAUGGCACUACAGCAAACGGCCAAAAUGAAUGCCAUGAACAUUGGCCAGAAUGGUUACAAAGAAUUACCGUAUACCGAAUGGCCAUAUUCGUUUUCGUUUGCUUUGUUACACCAUUGGUGUUGGUUGGUGUGCAACGAACCAAGUUUCUGCAAUUAUCAACAUCCAUAUGCAGAUGGACAGCGUUCAUAGUGAUGAUUGUACUAGCAUGUUUGCAACUCGCAAAAGAAGGAUCUCCAAGGAUACCACAAACAUACAACAUUCACGGAUUCGGCUCCCUGUUCGGCACAACCGUUUACGCAUUCAUGUGUCAUCACAGCUUACCGAGUAUUGUGACGCCGAUGAAAUCCAAAUCUCACAUAUUCAUCUAUUUGGGUCUAGUCUAUGCUCUAGUGCUCGCAUUCUAUUUGGCACUCGCUGUCUCGGGUACAUUCGCAUUUGAACAUAUUUUUGAUGUCUACUCGUUGAACUUCCUGCACUCCAAAACGGAUCAGUUUUAUGAAGUGAUAAUCAACUAUUUCCUGGCUUUAUUCCCAGUUUUUACGCUCACCUCAAAUUACCCAAUUGUGGCUUGUACACUGAUCAAUAACCUAACUGUUUUGAGCGAUCUCAUCCUCGAGCUGAGCACUCAAGAAUGCAAUCAUUCGAACGAUGAUAAAGCGAAGCAAAACGGUGAAAACAAGUCGAAGCUAGCGGACGAUACGAUAUCGGUGCAGACUGCUGCGCAUUCUCGGCACCAUAUCAUUGCAUUCGCUGUCAUCACACUGUCCACGCUAGUUGCUCUUUUCUCAGAUGAUAUCCUCAUUCUGACGUCAAUUACUGGUAGUUAUCCAGGUGUCGGUGUUCAAUACAUCAUUCCAUCCCUCAUUGCCAUCUACGCUCGAAGGUAUUGCUCACGUCAUAUGAACGAUGAAGUGCCGCGAGCGGUACGCAGUCCUUUCUAUUCUCCAGUAUGGCCUAAAUUGAUGUUAUUGUGGUCAGCAUUUACAAUGGUGAUGGUCACACUCAACUUUUGCCAUGUUUUUUCUUACUUACCAUGA